AUGGUUGGAGGAGGAGAAAAUGAAAAGAAGAUGAAAAUACUGUGCCUCCAUGGAUUCAGAACCAGUGGCAGUUUCAUCAAAAAACAAAUCAGCAAAUGGGAUCCUUCUAUUUUCUCUCAAUUCCAUAUGGAAUUCCCAGAUGGAAAAUUUGCUGCUGGAGGGAAAUCUGACAUAGAUGGCAUUUUUCCUCCACCUUACUUUGAAUGGUUUCAAUUCGAUAAGGAUUUCACUGAGUACACUAACUUGGAAGAAUGCAUCACAUACUUGACUGAAUACAUCAUAGCCAAUGGUCCCUUUGAUGGUUUUCUUGGGUUCUCUCAAGGAUCUAAGUUUAGAGAUCCUAGUAUAUGUGAUGUUGCAUACAAGGAUGUGAUCAAAGCUAAAUCUGUUCAUUUUAUUGGUGAAAAAGAUUGGUUGAAAAUUCCUUCUGAGGAACUUGCUUCUGCUUUUGAGAAACCUGUUAUAAUAAGGCAUCCUCAAGGUCACACUGUCCCAAGAUUAGAUGAAGUUUCUACUGAUUUGUUGAAAAAUUGGGUUGCCGAAAUCGUAACCGGAGAAAAGGUUGGUGUCUCAGUUUGUGAGCAUGAAAAGAAAGAAGAAGUUGAUAGUACCAACGGGAUGGAAAUAAACAUGGGAAAUGCUGAAACCGUAGUGGUGGCCCAAGCUUGA
Messenger RNA from Vicia faba (fava bean), 669 nucleotides. The record is from the annotation of a GenBank genome assembly. NCBI's taxonomy places the organism in Eukaryota, Viridiplantae, Streptophyta, Magnoliopsida, Fabales, Fabaceae.